AUGCUUUGGGAGAACUUUCAAACAACAUUCAAUUAUGUUGCUGACAUUCAUGCUCCACUUCAAAGCCGUAAAGUUAGAAACAGAAAGGCACCGUGGCUGACUGAUGUAAUUAAGAAAAGUAUGAAUCGCCGAGAUUAUCUCAAGAAGAAAGCUAUUAAGACAAACUCAAUUGCAUGCCACAAUGCUUACAAAAGUCUUCGCAAUGAGAUUAACAAAAAAAUUAUGUAUGCAAAGCGAGAUUAUUACACAAACUGUGUUGACAGAAACAGAAAUAAUACAAAGCAAAUGUGGAAACAUAUUAAUCAGUUAGUUAAUAAAAAUUCAAGAUCAACAAAUAUAUCAGUACUACAAAUAGACGAACAG
This is a messenger RNA of Paramuricea clavata, 363 nucleotides long. Lineage: Eukaryota; Metazoa; Cnidaria; Anthozoa; Malacalcyonacea; Plexauridae. The record is from the annotation of a GenBank genome assembly.